This is a messenger RNA of Labrus bergylta (ballan wrasse), 2061 nucleotides long. It is a transcript of the gene ppp1cab, whose product is annotated as protein phosphatase 1, catalytic subunit, alpha isozyme b. The record is from RefSeq and is a predicted model, not a curated record. NCBI's taxonomy places the organism in Eukaryota, Metazoa, Chordata, Actinopteri, Labriformes, Labridae. Gene Ontology annotation, cellular component: cytoplasm; nucleus. Gene Ontology annotation, molecular function: protein serine/threonine phosphatase activity.
AGCCUCUUUUUUUUGUCGAUGGCAUGGUGCUAGUAGCUACGGCAGAAACACCGUAAUCACGAGAAAAUACAACUUCUUAAAACCGAAUUCGACAUUUUUUAAUUUAAAGAAUCCACUAAAUCGGAUUUUUUUUUUUUUAAUUACAUGAGAGCCGACACGACUUUAAUAUUUCCGCACCAAAAGCCUCAUUUUCCGAGGUUGGCCAUUUCUGCCCCAAGGUUAGCAAGCUAGCGGGCUAACGGUAGCCGAUUAACGCUAACCUAGUAACUCGUUUUCUGAUCAUAUUUUACUGCGAAUUCGUGAAAGAAAAAGGGGCAUUGCGCAUAAUUGAGGAAUAGCAUGGCAGAAGCCGAUAAGUUGAACAUCGACUCUAUUAUACAACGUCUGCUGGAAGUGAAAGGCUCCAGACCUGGCAAAAAUGUUCAGCUGACAGAGAAUGAAAUCCGUGGCCUCUGCCUCAAAUCCCGAGAGAUCUUCCUCAGCCAGCCAAUCCUGCUCGAACUCGAGGCGCCCCUCAAGAUUUGUGGUGAUGUUCAUGGGCAAUACUAUGAUCUGCUGAGGCUGUUUGAAUAUGGGGGCUUCCCACCAGAGAGCAACUACCUGUUCCUGGGGGACUACGUAGACAGAGGCAAGCAGUCACUGGAGACCAUCUGCCUGCUGCUGGCUUACAAGAUCAAAUACCCAGAAAACUUCUUUCUGCUGAGAGGAAACCACGAGUGCGCCUCCAUUAACAGAAUAUAUGGAUUCUAUGAUGAGUGCAAGAGGCGAUACAACAUUAAGCUCUGGAAGACCUUCACCGACUGCUUCAACUGUUUGCCUGUUGCAGCCAUUGUUGAUGAGAAGAUCUUCUGUUGCCAUGGAGGCCUCUCCCCAGACCUCCAGUCCAUGGAGCAGGUGAGAAGGGUCAUGCGUCCCACUGAUGUGCCUGACCAGGGCCUCCUCUGUGACCUGCUGUGGGCCGACCCAGACAAAGAUGUAUUGGGCUGGGGCGAGAACGACCGUGGUGUGUCCUUCACUUUUGGCGCCGACGUGGUCACAAAGUUCCUACACAAACACGACAUGGACCUCAUUUGUCGGGCCCAUCAGGUGGUUGAGGACGGCUAUGAGUUCUUUGCAAAGAGGCAGCUGGUGACGCUGUUCUCUGCCCCAAACUACUGCGGCGAGUUCGACAACGCCGGCGCCAUGAUGAGUGUAGACGAGACCUUGAUGUGCUCAUUCCAGAUUCUGAAACCUGCAGAUAAGAAGCUGUUCUAUGGUGUGGGGUUGAGCAAUAAUCGCCCUGUCACUCCCCCAAGGAAAGCUAAGAAAUGACACCCGUAGUCUGCCCUCGAACUCCAACCCAUCCCUCCUGCCCUCUCUACCUCUCUUCUCCUUUCUUUCACCAAACAGCCAGAAAUCAAACCUAUACCCAGGGCUUUUUUCCUUUUUUAUCUGUACUUCUUAAAACAUUUAAUGUUACGAAUUGUCUGAGUGAAUGCGUGGGUGGAUGCGUGCGUGCGUUCGAAGAUGACGAGCGCGUCUCAUCUGCGGGUGAGCAUUAAAAUCAUGUGUGCACGUUUUCAUUUUGUGUGAGAGUAUUAGAGAUUUAUACUUUCCCCUCUCUCUUACCACUCUUCCCGCGGAAAGGUCGAAACCACGGUGUCUGUCUGUACAGUAAUUUUGACUGAAAAGCAAGGUGUCGUGACAGUGGGAGAUGCUGUAUUGAUGAAUUUGGAAGCACACCCCUGCCAGCGGGUGAUGUAUGUGUACUUGUGGAGAGGGGAAGUAUUUUGUUUUCCCUGUCCUCUGUACUGUAAAAUCUCAAACACAGGUGUGUGCAUGUGUGUGUGUUUGCGCUUUGGGUGUUUUGCCUGAGGGUGGCGUAUCCUUACACGGGAGCACUUGCCUACCCACACACAUACACACACUUAUGCGUAUGACUCUUCAGAUUCAUAUGAGCCAGAGCUGUAAAAACCCCAUACAGUUUAGGUUUGUACAGAUUUGAUUACUUGAAAGAGAUUUUUUGUGAAUUCGUUUUGUAGUCUUUCAUCAAGUUGACCAAUAAAGCGAGAAUCUGAGCUA